CUGGCCAACUCAUGAGCCUGCAAAGAAAGCCUGAGCUGUUUGGGAUGCUCAGGAAAGGGCCACCCUCAGUGCCCGCAUUCCAGACACGGAAGGAGCGACCACAGCAAAGGCUGUUGGGCCAGCACCAAAGAAGCCUAGGCCGGAGAGGAAGCCCACACUGGUAGCCUGCUCCGACCUCUCUCCCCGAAAGGCUCUCCCUCCUGCUUGAAUGGCUCCUGACAACUGAAUUGCAUCUUGGCUGGCGAGGAUGGAUCCGACAUCGUUACUUCCACUUGUUGUCACCCCUGACCCCCGGGGCUUUAAUCAGGGGACCACAGAGCCCAGUGAACCUGCUUUGGACCCUUGCAGCCUCCUAUCUGAAAGACACUAUGAAGUUGUGCCCUGUGUGAUCUGUGCUCUCUGCUGCAUUUUUGGAGUUGUUUACUGCUGCUUUGGUUACCGCUGUUUCAAAGCCAUCAUGUUUCUCUCAGGUCUCCUCUUUGGCUCGGCUGUGAUCUUCUUGCUCUGCUACAAGGAGCGCAUCUUAGACACUCAGCUCAGCCUGGAGGUCAGCGCCGGCAUUGCCCUGGGCAUUGGAGUCCUGUGCGGCUUAGUCACUAUGCUGGUGCACUCGGUUGGGUUGUUCCUGACUGGGCUUUUGCUUGGCUUGCUCGUGGCCACAGCUGGGCUGGUGGCCACUGAGCCUCUCUAUGAACUGCCCAGCGUGUGGGUCCCUGCUGGAUCUCUGCUGGGCUCAGCCCUCUUGGGUGCUGUGGUGGCCUUGCGCUGGCAAAAAGCCCUCACGGUGGUCUCCACAGCAGUGUUUGGGGGUGCUGUGCUCACCCUCUGCUUGGACUAUGCUGUGGAGAGCCUGGCUUUGGGCCGCCACGUAUAUGACCGCCUACGCCUGGCGCCUUCUCCCCCGCUCUGCUGGUGCGGCUGGGCCGUGCUGGCCACCUGGCCUUUCCUGGCCGUGAUGGGAGUGCUGCUGCAGUGGAAGGUGACUGCGGAAGGAUUUUCCCACACGGAUGUGGUCCUCAAUCGGAGACAGAAGCAGCUGCAGCUCUUGCGGAUUCGGCAGCGCGAAGCCAAGAAGAGGCAGAGCCAGGCGCCGCAGGAGGGCUCGUACCGGCAUAAGCCCAGUGCUGUCAAGCGCUGUGCAGGAGAUGUCCUCGCACCAAGUUACAUCCAGAGCCUGCGUGACCGCCAGCAGCUGGGGACCGGCACAUCGCUAAGCAGCCUGAGCGCCAAUGCUCAUACCACCGUGGACCUGGAUUAUGACUGUGGUUCCACGGUUCCCCUCACCACACCCCGUGGCUGCCUCUGAAAGGGAUGGUUUCUCCUUCCACUUGUGCCUUAACUAGAGAUGUAGGCAAGAGCUCAGCUCUGCUCUAGAUAUUUUAUCCUGUGCAGCCGCUGGUAUGCAAACACCCUCGGCUAGUCUGCUAUUUUUUUAGUCUGUUUUAAUGUUCAAAACAAGUGGCUCCAAUUCCCUGCUCCGUUGGCAGGACAGGGCUCCAGGCCAUGAUGACUGUCUCAAAGCAGGAGAAAAGGGAUUAAAAACAAAAACAAAACACCACACAUUAAUUUAUUGCCAAUUAAGUCAAAUGAAGGAAGAAAAUCACCUUCCUCUGCAGGGUACCCACAGCUGCCUUCCAAACAAUGCUGGCAUGAACUGGCUACUCUUGGGUGGCUGACCUUAACUUUUAAGCUACUUUAGUGCCAGCCCUUUCCUGGGCGAAAUUAAGCCAUAGACUUGCCCCCUUCUUGGAUAAUGGGAUUCUUUGCCCCAGUUUGCAGCAGAUCUAGACCACACAGUGCCAAGUGCCUGUGGGUCUAGGUAAACUCCCCAUUUAGAGCCUUUACCUCUGGGGCAAGUCAGCUAGGAGGUAACUUGAUGUUGUUCUUUGCACUACAAAUGGAUGUGGCAAAAUGCUCUGGUUUGUGGUGCCUUUGCAACAUUUUGCACCUUUUUUUUUUUUGUCCCAUAAAAGACAGGCCCUUGUGAGGAUAUUCACAAUUUAGUUCCCUUGUCUGUCUUCCUGGAGCAAUGUGGUUUGCUUUACUUAUAUAGGGAAGUUAAGUUCUUGGGCUUUCUCCCUUAAUCCAAGUUAGUAUGCAUACUCCUAAUUGUCAUUCAAAGUGCCUUUUUCUAGUCUGUAGAGAGCCUUAUCUGCACUGAAGUGGUUUUCAGCUUAAUUUGACAAUGGUGCUUUUAAGACUAUGUAGACGAUGAUUUAAACUGAUCCUCCCCGCCCACCCUCCCUCCCACUCACACUCCUAACUGUAGGCUAACUACCCAAAUUCCAAAUCCUGAACUAUUAAUCUGAAUUCAGUGUGUAUGCACUGGGUUAGAAUCUUGUCCAAGAGGUCACUCUCUUUGUUAUAGUAGAUUGUUUUCCUGUGGAUUUUUUGGUUACUGUUCAUAACUUCUGUUUAUAAUACUUAACACAGAUACAUUUGUGCAA
Molecule: messenger RNA, 2447 nt
Organism: Hemicordylus capensis (graceful crag lizard)
Lineage: Eukaryota; Metazoa; Chordata; Lepidosauria; Squamata; Cordylidae
Product: transmembrane protein 198-like
Exons: 5
Coding region: 248-1306 (352 amino acids)
Cellular component (GO): plasma membrane; vesicle membrane
Source: RefSeq, a predicted model, not a curated record